CGUGGUAGAAUUAUGGUGCAAGCUGUAGGCCGCGCGUUCGAUGUGCUCGUGCUGACUGCACUCCUGACGCUGCUGUUCGUCGAUCAAGUAAGGACGACGACGAGGAACACGGCUUCUCGAAUGAUGCAGCCGUCGUGUGUACCGCUGCAGCAUGCUAUAGCCCCGUAGAAUGUUAGCGCAUAUCUCGUGUACCAGUGUCUCCUUGUUCUAUUCUGCUCGGCCCGUGGCCGAUCAAUACGUCGGUUUUACGCACGGUUCGCCCGUGUCUAGACAAUGAACCCUUGUCCGCUGUAUUUCUCGUUCAUGCGUCUCCUCUAGGCUGUGCAAUGGGGGGCAUGUCUGCUCUCCUCCAAAAGAGUGCUGUUCCUUCGGCUGUUGUUACGGUGUAUUCCAACUGCACUCUGCCUCAGACAUGUUCAAUUUCUUGAUUUGGACUUACUGGUACUUAUGGGCAGCAGUAUUUAUAGGAUUGGCUAUAGCAGCAGCAUGCGGUUGCUGGCUAUGGAGACGCCAUCGUUCAGUCAUGGUGGAAGACUGUGCUUCUUCUGACAGAGCUUCCACCGGUCCUUGGUAUCCAUCCCCGCAUUACAGUCACUGCAGUUCCUUCGUUCAAGCUCUACCUCCUCCGUACAAUGAGGUUACAGCUAAGCCGGAUCUGUAUCCCUUGGUCAUCGGUUACGACGAAGGGAAUGGCAAAGGAACUUCAGGAUUUGUAAUGCGGUACUUCAGGUCGCUCUCUCAGGCCAGCACAUUGGAUUCCUUGAGCUCCAGUUUUAUGUGCAACAUGGUGAACGAAGUGAACACCAUAAUUCCACCACCAUAUUCUUGUAACAACAGCGCCGACGAGCUCUCUGCGCAGGAAUGCGAGAGGAUGGAGAAUAUAGACGUCGGGUCUGUUGUUUCGUUGGCUAAUCAUAGGACAACGUCUGACAUAUCGAGUUUAGCUGCUCAAUCUCCGUGUUCACCGCCACGGGCUACUAGUCCAACGAUAGAGUUACGCGAACUUCUAGAUAAAAUUCAGCAGCUGCCACAGCUACCAAGUGGGCAUAGCACCGUUUUGCCUUGUUAUCAGAAUCGACCGCAAGUUUUGUGCACGACGAACGGGAAUGGCUCUACGCAACGGCCUCUGAGUCCUGGCGACGUGAUCGGCUCGCACCGGGACAGAAGAACAAGGGGAAAGAUGUACAUGCCGCUAGGACUUCCAAGCUCAAGGAACAAAACGAAACGAUGGCUGUCGCGCUCGGCGCCUACCACGCCAUCGGGCACGAUACCGAUGUCGUUCCUAUCCGUACAAAGCAGGCGGCCAUCUGAAACGGACAACAAUAAUCAGCAAGUGGUGCCGCUGCUCUCCGAACAGGACGAGACGGAGAACAACAACAUAGACCAGCUGAACGGCAUCCCGUUGUUGUCCGAGCAGGAGGAAGACCCGCAAGAAACAUGACAAAUCGUCUAAGCGUAUCAAGAAACGAUUAAUUAAUCUAUUAAGGAUUCGACGUCAGAUGUCGCCCCCCACCCCCUACCGAGUAAUCUGUAUAUUUUUAAACGUGGCUGGCCAACUCCUCGUCGCAGUUCCAAGCGAAUGGGCGCAUAAUGUUCGGCAACCUUAAUUUCGUCCAACGAAAAACAGACACCGCCUACCGCUCCUAGAAAAGAAAAAAAAAUCUAAAGAAAAAACCAAGAUAAAAGAGAAACGACUCGAUGCUGUGAUUUCAGUUAUAUCCGCGCGAGCGCGCGUCUACAGCCACCGCCAUUAGUACACGUUCUAUUUUCUAGCGAGUCUCUCUCUUCGCGAUAUCGAACCGGGUAGCGAUAAUAAUCGAUAAACGGCGUACUCUUCUUAAGCUCUGUGGUUAUAGCUUGCAGUUUAACCUUAACAUGACAAACACCUUCUCCCAGAAGACAUGUAACUUUUAUGAAGCGUUACCGACGAUGUAGAUCUUUACGUAGUCGAACUUCGAGCCCGGCUUGUUCUCGAUCUCGAUCGAACCGUGCAUUUGAUACAUCGAAUUUAAUUUUCGCGCGUAACUGUUAAUCGAAACGUAUAUCGCCACGCCUUAUCGACCGUGCCAUGGCGCGAAACACUUGUUCAAAUUCUCAUCUAAAACCACUGUGUGUAUACAAAAUGUUUUUUAGUUUGUUUUUUUUUCAUUAGUGCACUCGAGACACGUUUCAAUCCACUGUACAAGCAAAUGAGAAAUUGCUCGAUCCAAGAGGAUACGUUCAAAGUUGUUCGAUGGACAACGCGCGUCUUCAGUCUCGUAAAUUACGAGUCGUAAUACACGGCCUGGAAUAAAGCAUUUCGGCCUAGUGCACACCUUAGUCCUUAGAUUCACGUCUCUUCGAAUGAGAAUAAUUCGUUUCUGUAAAACUACGUAAUUACCUGAUAAAUAUUUUAGAUUCUGUGAUUAGAGAAUGCAUACUUCGUGUAAUGGCGGCAUUGUUCGCUGCAACGCGUCAAGUGUCGAUAAGGCGAUAAGUUAAGGAGUGAAAAUACCUUAGUUAUCGCAUCGAUGAGUUUUAAUCGUACACAAUAAUACAGUGUCCAUCCAAAAGCAGCCAGCCAGAAUGAAGUUGAGGACAAUAUGUACGCGUAAGAGGGAGAGAAAGAGAGAGAGAGAAAGAGAGAGAGAGCGAGCGAGUGUGUGAAUGGAACAGCGACACACUAAAAAGAUAAAAAAAAGAAAAAGAGAGAAACGAGGAGAACGAAAAAAAUAAGAUGUAAUUGUUUCUCGACGUGUUAAACGUACAAUAUCAAUUCCGUCGAGCGAGGAUAGGAAAGCAAAAAUUUCAUUGUAAACCGGAGACUUAUCGUGAGCACAACGAUUACAACGUCGUUCUAAGUAAUUUUAAUCGCGAAACAACGCGAAGUAUUGAUAAACUGUGCGAAGAGAAUCGAUACAGAUCCCCCAUUCAUAAUCAUAUAAGGUUUGAACAAAAGAACAUUUGUUACAACCGAUGAUCACAGACUUUAUUCUUAAAAACAACGAGAUAACUUCGUCACUCCAGAGAGAAAAAAAAAUACUGUACCGCGUCAUUCACGUACACACCAUGUAUUAACGUGUAUUUUUUUAUAAAUCAAAAUACGAAAUAAAAAGUCCAAGCUUUUACGAAAUCAUUGCACCUGUUACUCUGUAAACCUGUCGUUGCGAAUGGAGCCAACGACCGCGUUAUCAAUAAAGAUGUUGGACAUA
Molecule: messenger RNA, 3191 nt
Organism: Megalopta genalis
Lineage: Eukaryota; Metazoa; Arthropoda; Insecta; Hymenoptera; Halictidae
Cellular component (GO): cytoplasmic vesicle membrane
Source: RefSeq, a predicted model, not a curated record